AUGGUCACGGUCUCGUGCGCGUCCAACCUCGUGCUCUGCACGUCCUCGGACGGCAGCGUCUCGGACUGCUACAACCCGAAUCACUUUGGCUGCUGCGCCGGGCGUACCUACUCGGUUAGCCUCAGCGGCCCGCGCCAGUACUGCUGCGUCGACCCCAAAACGUACGUCCAGACCGUCGCCGACGCGUGCCCGUCAACCGCACCCGUGGCAACGCUGCCGGGCUCGGCCACGCCGCUGCCGUCGACGAAUGUAUCGGCCGCAGCGUCCGGUGACAGCCCGACUUUAUCGCCCAACGAGACGAGCGCGCCGCCAAAGGGCGCCCUCACGGGCAACGUAAGCUUUACGAUCUCCAAGCAGGCGAUUGCAGGUAUCGCCGUCGGCAGCGUCGUCGUCGUUGCCAUCAUCCUCUAUCUUCUGUGCCGGAAGCGGCGGAAGCAGCCCCGCGCCUCGUCCGGGUCGGUCGACCUCGCUCGGCCCAUCAAUUCGACCACCGCCCACACGUCCAACGCCGGACACUCGCCUCGGGCGCCUAUGGCGAAGUGA
Messenger RNA from Saprolegnia diclina VS20, 543 nucleotides. RefSeq lists its product as hypothetical. The transcript has 2 exons. The coding region runs from base 1 to 543 and encodes 180 amino acids. The record is from RefSeq and is a predicted model, not a curated record. NCBI's taxonomy places the organism in Eukaryota, Oomycota, Saprolegniomycetes, Saprolegniales, Saprolegniaceae.